CUUUUUUUUUACUAUUUUUUUUUCCAUUUUGAGUUUCCUCAUCAAGUAACCCUCAUGGAAACAACCCACUCUGGCAUAACGCCUCAGGUGUUGGACUACAUUAGAGAAACACUUCAUGACCAUGCUUGCUCGCAUAAUAGUGCAAUCUCGUUCUUUCAGGGGUUUGUUCUCGGUCAGCUGAGCGUAAUUACUAUUGUUAUACUAGCCUUGCGAUACUUGCUUAUGGAAGAUGUCAAGGGUGUGAAAAAGCGCUAUAUCCCUUCGAGACUUUCUGCUUCACCACCUUCUCGAGUCAAUGCUACUGCUGCCUCCCAAUUGCCAGCUGCUUACAUUACACAAAAAACAUAUUACGAUGUGGUUCAUCACCCUCCAGAAAGUACAGAUUGGGUCAAUGUUUUGAUUGCACAGGCGAUUAUGCAAUAUCGUGAUGAUGCGAAGAUCAAUCAUCGAUUGAUUUUAGCAGUUGAUGAAGUAUUAAAUGGAGGAGUUCGUCCUAGUUUUCUGGGCCCUAUUCAUGUAACCGAAUUGAACCUUGGAGAAGAGUUUCCGAUAUUUAGUAGCGCUCGUAUUCGACCUUCAGAUGAUAUUGGAUCAAUGAGAGCAGAGAUUGAUUUUGAAUAUAAUGACCAGAUUACUUUGGGUAUUGAAACCCAACUUAUUCUCAAUUGGCCAAGACAAGCAUUUGCUGCUCUUCCAGUUUCACUUGUUUUAUCCGUUGUUAAAUUCUCUGGGACGUUGACUAUUGAAUUGAUCAACCCACCGGAAACCACUACAAAACCAGAACGCCCUUUGGAACGAUAUAUUGCUAUCUCAUCCUACUCAGAUUUUGUACUCGAUCUCAACGUCCGGUCACUGAUCGGAUCACGAACAAAACUUGAAGACAUCCCGAAACUAACAGACCUUAUAACAUCAAAACUGCGCAGUCUUUAUAUCGACAGGUUGGUUUAUCCAACCUUUGUCAAGGUCAAGGUUCCAAAUGUCUGGGAAGAAAGAGACCGACGGACGAGAGAACAUGAAACAGAACAAGCAAAAGACACAACUGAGAGUGUUUCGCCAAAACCAUUUGGGGAGAAAUACGCCUAGGAUGUCAAUUAUUUUGACAUAUGCAUGUAUUUCAUAUGAUAUACUAUCUCCCUGCAUAUAUAUUUCUCUGUUCACCCCUCUUUCUUUGUUGCUUUCUUUCUUUUUUUAAAAAAAAAUUCCCACUUCACCAUUGUAUAAUAAACGUCCUCACGCUAUUGCUUUCAACACUCGU
Messenger RNA from Phycomyces blakesleeanus NRRL 1555(-), 1255 nucleotides. RefSeq lists its product as hypothetical. Gene Ontology annotation, cellular component: endoplasmic reticulum; ERMES complex. The record is from RefSeq and is a predicted model, not a curated record. Gene Ontology annotation, molecular function: lipid binding. Gene Ontology annotation, biological process: mitochondrion organization; phospholipid transport. Lineage: Eukaryota; Fungi; Mucoromycota; Mucoromycetes; Mucorales; Phycomycetaceae. Bases 55 to 1083 code for a protein of 342 amino acids. The transcript is spliced from 5 exons.